Molecule: messenger RNA, 2208 nt
Organism: Talaromyces stipitatus ATCC 10500
Lineage: Eukaryota; Fungi; Ascomycota; Eurotiomycetes; Eurotiales; Trichocomaceae
Product: bifunctional tryptophan synthase TRPB
Exons: 3
Coding region: 1-2208 (735 amino acids)
Biological process (GO): L-tryptophan biosynthetic process
Cellular component (GO): cytoplasm
Molecular function (GO): tryptophan synthase activity
Source: RefSeq, a predicted model, not a curated record
AUGGAAGCUAUCAAAGCGACGUUUGCGAAAUGCAAGCGCGAAAAACGGUCUGCUCUAGUCACCUAUGUUACAGCUGGAUAUCCGACUGUUGAAGAGACGAUUGAUGUUUUAUUGGGACUUGAGAAUGGAGGAGCUGAUAUAAUCGAACUCGGUUUACCAUUCACAGACCCAAUUGCAGACGGUCCAACGAUCCAAAAAGCAAAUAAUCAAGCAUUACAAAAUGGCGUCACGAUUCCAAUGGUUCUGGACAUUGUCCGUUCCGCACGUCAAAGGGGUCUUCAAGUACCUGUUUUGUUCAUGGGAUAUUAUAAUCCGUUGUUACAAUAUGGAGAAGAGCGCAUGUUGAAGGAUACGAAGGAGGCGGGUGCUAAUGGAUUCAUUAUGGUGGAUUUACCCCCUGAGGAGGCUGUGCGAUUCAGGAAUUUGUGCACUUCGACUGGGUUGUCAUAUGUUCCUCUCAUUGCACCUGCUACAUCUGAUUCUCGGAUGAAGCUCUUAUGUAAAAUUGCCGAUUCAUUUAUCUAUGUCGUUUCGCGAAUGGGCGUUACUGGCGCCACGGGUACGCUCAGCACUGGUCUACCGGACCUCUUGAAGAGGGUCCAUCAAUAUUCAGGCAAUAUCCCCGCCGCAUUGGGCUUUGGUGUCAGCACUCGCGAACAUUUCCUGGCCGUUCAGGAACUCGCGGAGGGUGUCGUCAUUGGAAGUCAAAUCAUCACAGUCCUCGGUCAAGCUGCCGAAGGCCAAAGGGCGCAAAAAGUCGAGGAGUACAUUACCAGCGUCACUGGUCGCAAAUUGGAGCGCGAUAGCCAGGGUAAGAUUGUCAAUGAAAAGACAGUCCUCGAAGUGGUCGAGAAAAAGCCUACACAGGAGGAAGAAGAUUUGGCUCAGCCUACCGCCGUCAUUACCGAGGGUGAACCAGGUGCUGGUGCUGGCGAACCAGCACCAGGAGCACAGCCUGGUCUAGUCGAUCAGUUAGAGUCUCUCAACGGUUCAGGCGACCCAGCUGAUAUUCCCUCUCGAUUUGGAGAAUUCGGAGGACAAUACGUCCCAGAAUCUCUUAUGGAUUGCUUGGCAGAGUUGUUGAAGGGAUUCAACGAAGCUAGGAAUGACCCCAAGUUCUGGGAGGAGUUUCGCUCAUAUUAUCCCUACAUGGGUCGUCCCAGUAAACUUCACCUUGCCAAUCGUUUGACGGAGCAUGUCGGAGGUGCGAAUAUCUAUCUGAAAAGAGAGGAUUUAAACCAUACUGGGAGUCACAAAAUCAACAACGCACUUGGUCAGGUCCUCCUUGCUCGAAGACUGGGAAAGAAGCGUAUCAUCGCCGAGACCGGUGCCGGUCAGCACGGUGUCGCAACUGCCACUGUCUGUGCCAAGUUCGGCCUGGAAUGUGUUGUUUACAUGGGUGCGGAGGACGUGCGACGUCAAGCAUUGAACGUUUUCCGUAUGAGACUGUUGGGCGCAUCAGUCGUCGCUGUUGAUGCUGGUACCAAGACUCUCCGUGACGCCGUCAACGAAGCAAUGCGCGCAUGGGUCGUUGAUCUCGACACAACCCACUACAUCAUCGGGUCUGCCAUUGGACCACACCCCUUCCCCACGAUCGUCCGUACCUUCCAAUCUGUGAUUGGUGACGAGACCAAGGAACAAAUGAUGGAGCUCACAGGAAGAUUACCAGACGCUGUUGUCGCUUGUGUCGGCGGGGGAAGUAAUGCCGUCGGCAUGUUUUAUCCUUUCUCCAACGACCCCAGUGUGAAGCUGCUUGGUGUCGAAGCCGGUGGUGACGGAGUCGACACAGGCCGUCACGCCGCCACGCUGAGCGGUGGAUCCAUGGGUGUCCUACACGGCGUACGCACAUACGUCCUCCAAGACAAAAACGGCCAAAUCCAAGACACCCACUCCGUCUCCGCGGGUCUGGAUUACCCGGCCGUCGGACCUGAGCUGAGUAACUGGAAAGAAAGCUCUCGAGCGAAAUUCAUCGCUGCCACUGACGCUGAAGCUUUCAAGGGGUUUAGAUUGCUCACCCAGUUGGAAGGUAUUAUCCCUGCGUUGGAGUCUUCACAUGCUGUCUGGGGAGCUGUUGAGCUUGCCAAGACGAUGAAGAAGGGAGAGAAUAUCGUUUUGAAUUUGAGUGGUAGAGGUGACAAGGAUGUGCAGAGUGUGGCUGAGGAAUUACCUCGUCUUGGUCCUCAGAUUGGAUGGGAUUUGAGGUUUUGA